AUGGCUCAAUCGCAUGAAUUUGACUUGACAGUCGAGGACUCUGUGGGUCUGACCCAAAUCCUGACAAGAAUCGAUUCUUCCAAUGUCACGUUGUCGACUACCCCAGGUGCCGGGGAGGCACGAAUUGCCGAAUACCUGAUCAAAUGGCUUGAAUAUCGCAAAAUCGAGACCCACAAGAUCGAAACUGUCGCCGGUCGGCCCUCCGUUGUCGGUGUUCUCAGAGGGUCGGGCGGAGGCAAGUCGCUGAUGCUGAACGGACAUAUCGACACAGUCAGCUUGAACAGCUAUGAGUGUGAGCCUCUUUCUGGACACCUUGGGCAAAAGAACGGCCGCCCCGCUAUUUUUGGUAGAGGUGCAUUGGACAUGAAGUCCGGUCUCGCUGCUGAGAUGGCAGCCCUUGCAUAUAUCAAGGCCAAUAACGUCCCUAUUCGCGGCGAUGUCAUUUUCACGGCCGUUUCCGAUGAGGAAGAUGCGUCUCAAGGAACCCAAGAUCUGAUUGCCGCUGGAUGGCGCGCGGAUGGUUGUGUCAUCCCCGAGCCUACAAAUCGCGUCCUCAUCACUGCCCACAAAGGGUUUGUCUGGUUCGAAAUCGACAUUCUGGGAACGGCUGCUCAUGGUUCUGAUCCGGCCUCGGGUGUCGAUUCGAUUCUGCAGGCUGGUUGGUUCCUGGCUGCAUUGGAAGAGUACCAAAGCAGACUUCCAUCCGAUGAUAUGAUCGGGCGUGCAUCCUUGCAUUGCAGUCUGAUCAACGGCGGCGAAGAGCCUUCAUCGUAUCCCGCAAAGUGCACUGUGACGGUUGAGUUCCGAACGAUCCCUGUGCAGACUGAUGAGUCACUUCGAUCCGAUCUCAAUAACAUGUUGAAUGAAAUUGCCAAAGUCAAACCUACGUUCCGCUUUGCCGAGCCCCGAUUGACCCUGUCCCGACCGUCCCACAAGCUCCCAGUGGAACAUUCAUUGGUUCAACAAACAGCAGAGAUUGCGCGAGAAGUUUAUGCCACUGACGUCUCGAUUGAGAGCAUGGCUAUCUGGUGCGAUGCAGCGCUUCUUAGCGCCGCGGGCACUCCCACAAUUGUCAUCGGCCCCGCGGGCCAGGGUCUGCAUGCCAAAGAAGAAUGGGUUGACGUGGAAAGUAUACGGGAGACUGAGCAGAUUUUCAUUCGCCUGAUAUCCAAAUUUUGUAAUUAA
Messenger RNA from Penicillium salamii, 1185 nucleotides. Lineage: Eukaryota; Fungi; Ascomycota; Eurotiomycetes; Eurotiales; Aspergillaceae. The record is from the annotation of a GenBank genome assembly.